This is a messenger RNA of Knipowitschia caucasica, 600 nucleotides long. NCBI's taxonomy places the organism in Eukaryota, Metazoa, Chordata, Actinopteri, Gobiiformes, Gobiidae. The record is from the annotation of a GenBank genome assembly.
AUGUGCACCGGAGCCUGCUCUAAGUUUGUUGCCUAUGGUCUGUACCCUCUGGCCGCAGUCUCCAUCCUCUGCAACAUCAUCCUCUUCUUCCCCGACUUCAGCACCAAGUACGCGGGCGAUGACAGCAAAGACUCCCCCCGCCUCACCACCGAGGUCAAGUACAUGGGCGGCCUGGUUGGAGGAGGCAUCAUGGUCCUGAUUCCAGCCAUCCACAUCCAGCUGACCAGCGCUCGCAACUGCUGCGCCAACCGCUGUGGGAUGUUCCUGUCAAUUGGCUUUGCAGCGCUGGGAGUGCUUGGCGCCAUCUACAGUCUGACGGUGGCAUCGCUGGGUUUGUCCAAUGGACCCACAUGUUUGUGGUCCAACCCAGACAACCCAAAUGAGAGAUGGGGAGCUCCCUUUGCCAACAGCAAUGGCAGUUACCUGGGCAAUAAGGACAUUUGGAAGUGGUGUAGAGAGCCAGAGGGCGUGGUGGAGUUCAACCUGGGCCUGUUCUCUACGCUGCUGGUGGCCUCCUGUCUGCAGCUGGUCCUCUGCGCCGUGCAGAUGGUCAACGGGCUGUUUGGCUGUCUGUGCGGCACCUGCGGCAGCAAGGAGUGA